AUGGCGAACACACAGGAAUCCAAACCCUUGACAUUGACCGUUCUCGGCUCAGGAACAAUGGGCAUCGCCAUAAUGGGCGGCGUAAUGUCGUCUCUGGCGUCCGCCCGCACAAAAGCAACCAUCGACCCCUCUUCCGCACCCAAAGACGUUCCCAAUCUCUCAAACUUCGUCGCCUGCGACCAGUGGGCCCCCGCCGAGGAGAACGUUCGCAAAGCCCUCGGCCACUACAACUUCUCGCUCCAGACUCUCACAAACGAGAACCUCAAGGGUGUCCAGCAAGCCGACAUUGUGCUGCUAAGCUGCAAGCCCCACGGCUUCAAGACGAUUCUAGGCGAGGAGGGUAUGAGGGAGGCGCUCAAGGGCAAAGUGCUAGUCAGUAUUUUAGCGGGCGUAACCAGAGAGCAAAUCGAGGCUUUCUUGUACCCCGAUGGGCCGGAGAAGACGGAGGGCGCAUGCAGGGUUGUAAGAGUCAUGCCCAACACUGCGUCGUUUGUCGGUGAAUCCAUGUCUGUGAUUCAGACGUCAGAUCCUCCGCUCAGCGAGAAGCAGCAGAAGCUGGUCGAGUUCAUCUUCAGCUCCAUUGGCCGUGUCACCACGCUUCCGCCUGCGAACAUGGAUGUUGCGACUGCUCUGUGUGGAUCUGGUCCGGCGUUCUUUGCGCUGGUGCUUGAGGCGGCGGCGGAUGGUGCGGUCGCCAUGGGUUUGCCCAGGGCAGAGGCUCAGAUGAUGGCUGCGCAGACGAUGAGAGGAACCACUGGCUUGGUACUCAACGGCGAGCAUCCCGCCGUGCUGAAAGACAAGGUUUCAACCCCUGGCGGUUGCACCAUCGGCGGCCUGAUGUCGCUCGAGGAAGACGGCGUUCGUGGUUCCGUUGCAAAGGCCAUCAGGGAGGCCACUGUCGUCGCGUCCAGGCUCGGAGGUGAGCAAAAAGAGUUUGUGAACCACAGACGGUAAAACGUGCAUACAUAGCCCCCCCCCCUCCCCUUCGCCAUAGCACAACAACACGUAAAAAAAAGAUGAUACCACGAUUUUU
Molecule: messenger RNA, 1033 nt
Organism: Exserohilum turcica Et28A
Lineage: Eukaryota; Fungi; Ascomycota; Dothideomycetes; Pleosporales; Pleosporaceae
Exons: 2
Coding region: 1-954 (317 amino acids)
Biological process (GO): L-proline biosynthetic process
Molecular function (GO): pyrroline-5-carboxylate reductase activity
Source: RefSeq, a predicted model, not a curated record